AUGGACUUGCCGACCUUGCUCAGCGGCUUUGCCUGCACCUGCAGAACGGCCCGCCAAUGGGCGAAGAGCGUGCCAGUGCAUGUCGCUGUGAUGAUACAGCGGUACACAAGUAAAGGCGACUGGGCUCUGGGACUCCCCCCUCUCGCAUUCUUGGGCUGCUUCGCGAUGUUCCCGAAACUUGCAGAGAAGAUCGUCAACGACUGGGACCACGCACGACGACUGCAGUGUUUCUGCCCGGACGACUUUCAAGGCUUCAACGUUGCAGUCAGGGGACGUCUACGGCUCUGCCUCUCCAACUUCGACAAGUAUCAAAAGCGGCAAAGAAGGCUGCUAAAAGAAGAGGCGAAGCUCAAACGCACCGCUUCACGCCUAGCGGCAACCCUGAAGAAACAGAUGGAUCUACGGGUCCAACUCAAAACCUGA
Molecule: messenger RNA, 423 nt
Organism: Symbiodinium sp. CCMP2592
Lineage: Eukaryota; Dinophyceae; Suessiales; Symbiodiniaceae
Source: the annotation of a GenBank genome assembly